GGUGAGGAGGAGCCGCAAGGACGGCGCAUGCGCAGUGCGAGCUCCGCAAGCUGCGGCCGGAGGGCGAAGCUGCGUUUUUAGGGUCUGCGGACGCCCCGGGAGGCUGGCGGAGGUCGGGGCUGGUUGGCUGUGACUGUCCACCCCGACGUCAGCAGCGCCCCAUCCGAGCUAAAGCGAAGAGCUCCACAUCGUCUGGUUCUUUCGCGGACGCCGCCCCAGAGCCCACCAGCAAAUGCUGUGUGAGCCCCGCUCAGGGAGACGCAGCGUCAGCCGGAGACUUAGCUGACUUAGGAGCAAAAUCACCAAAACCAGUAUGUAUUCUGUGUGGUUGUGAACGAUUGUUGAGCCAGAUUGAGCCUAAAGUGUUCCAGCUGCAACGUGAAACUGACUGUUGAGCUGUUCAUGAGCUAGGCGGUGUUGUCAUAUGAAGUUGAACAUGGCAGAAGAGGAGGAUUACAUGUCAGAUUCUUUCAUUAAUAUUCAAGAAGACAUCAGACCAGGCGUGCCAAUGCUGAGGCAGAUCCGAGAGGCCCGUCGUAAGGAAGAGAGACAGCAGGAAGCUAAUCUGAGAAACAGGCAGAAGAGCACGAAAGAGGAAGAGCGGGAACGACGCGACAUGGGCUUGAAGAAUGCACUAGGCUGCGAAAACAAAGGGUUCGCCCUGCUCCAAAAGAUGGGGUACAAGAGUGGGCAGGCUCUGGGCAAGAGCGGAGAUGGCAUUGUAGAACCAAUUCCACUCCAUGUCAAAACAGGAAAAAGUGGCCUAGGUCACGAGUCAUUAUUAAAACGGAAAGCAGAGGAAAGGCUGGAAAACUACAGGAGAAAAAUUCACAUGAAAAACCAAAAUGAAGCAAAGGCCGCCGAGCAGUUCCGGAUGAGGCUGAAGAAUAAGCAAGAUGAGAUGAGACUCGAAGGAGACCUGAGAAGAAGCCAGCGAGCUUGCCAGCAGCUGGACACCCAGAAGAAUAUUCAGGUUCCCAGGGAGGCUUGGUACUGGUUAAGGCCAGAAGAGGAGACUGAGGAAGAGGAAGAGGAAGAACAGGAUGAAGAUGAACACAUGAGUGAAGACAUGAGUGUAUGUCUGGGUACCAUGUGUCUCCUCAUAGCAGACAUCUUGGCCUUGGCACUGUUACCACCUGAAGCUGGGCGCUGGAAAAACUGCAGAUACUCACCGGCUACUUGCGAGAAGAGCAUCUAUAUUGCAUUUGGUGCGGGACAGCCUUCGAAGAUAAGGAAGACCUAUCUUCAAACUGCCCAGGACCAACCUCUGCAGAUCAUGACUGAGAUUCCACCCAAUAAAGUAAAAACUGUUGGUGCAGCUGAAGAAGAAGGCCUUUAUGUAACACUUUACUCUUUUAGGAGUAUGCUCUACUUUGGAUGAAUUGCUCACUGGCUUGGGAAAGAGCUACUGUCACUUCCAAAUACAAGUGUCAUAGACUUGGACAAUCAUGAUUUAUGCUAGCAUCGUGAUGCUUGUAGAAGCAUACCAGCAGGGAUCACUUCGUCCUCCUCUUUACUUGAGAAGUAAGGCAUCCUGUGAAUCAGGAAGUCAGUUGUCUGCUUUAGGGCUUGUUAGGGCUUGAGGUUUACCUUACUGGUGGAGCACCUGCCACGCCUGGGCAAGGCCCUGAACUACAGAACAAGGCCAUCUUCUCUCAGCAGCCCCUAUAGUCCUUAUCUGGAGAAACUGCUUGCCUGUCCUGUGCCUGAGGAGCAAGGGCCCACCUUGUGUUCUAGGACCAAUGUCUUGAAGAAAUAGUUUACCCCGGUUUGUCUUUCAGAGUAAUUAGACGAUAGGUCUCCAGGAAGGGAGCACACCACAGGCUGAGCCACAUAUGCUCAGUUCUGUACCUCAGUAGCACCUGUCAGAUAAAGCAUGUCUAGGGUCAGACAUCAAAGCCAUGGGUGUUUUUUCAAAGUGUAUAUGCUCAGUGUCCUCAAGUGGGUCAUUUCAACUGCUCUAGGGCUGUUCCUGACUAUCCUCUUCAUAAAUUCCCAGAGUGUGCAGCAGCCUGCCCUUGCUGUACAAAACACCACAGCAUCACAAUGGAAACAGGAGUGACAGUGAACACAGUCUGAACAGUGGGAGACCUAGGGGAGACCAUUGGACACUACAGUAGCUCUAAAUUUGGGUUCAUGCACAAAGCUGCGAGGAGGCAACUGCAAUUCUAAGCAUAGGGAAUUCUAGCCACACAAGUCUGGUCAUCUGCUUUGGGUGAUCUUAUAAUGGUCAAAAAGAACAAUCCAGAUGUCUAUUGGACACAUACAGUAAAUGUUGUAUAUUCAUACAGCAGGACCCUAUUUGGCAGCUAAGAGGAAUGCAUUACUGAAACAUGCUACAAUGUGGAUGAAACUUGGAAACAAUACUAUAUGAAAAAUACCCCUGUAUGGUCUUUAUUUACAUGCACAGAAUGGGCAAAUCUAUAGCCAGGAGGCAGAUCGGUGGUUUUUCUGGAGUUGGAAGAAGAUAAUGACUCUGUUAAUGGAUGUGGGUUUCCUUUGAGGUGACAAAAAUGUUUUAAAAUUGAGUAUAGUGCUGAUGCAACGCUGACUAAGCACUGCUAAGUUGUAGGUGUUGGAUAAAUGAGUUGUAUACAAUGUGAACUAUAAUACACAACAUUUUUACUAUGUUUAUUUACCUAGGUGAUGUGGGUGUGGGCAUGUGUACCGUGGGGCAUGUGUGGAGGCCAAAGGACUGACUACUUGUGUAAGUCUAGUCUUUCCUACCACGCAGGUGCUGGGGAUCGAACUCAGGACAUCGAACUUGAUAGCAGGUGCUUUUACUUGCUAAGUCAUCUCAUUGUCCCUAAAACUUGCUGUUUGUUUAAGUUGAGGGGAAUUUCAGGUACAAACAUCUGCAAAAACUGAGUGCCGGAUUCUGAUUGGGUCUGUGUAGCUGGGCCUUAAUCUGGUAAUAGCAAGCGUAGGCUUCAUGAUGGCAGCCUGCGGGGAGCAUAGCUGCUGAAUCUCAUAUUAGGUUUCCAGCCUCCAAAAGUGUAAUAAGUAAAUGACCAAGUGUAUAAUGUGAAUGACCAAGUCAGUGCUAAAGUGUUGCAACUCCAGGAAAUUAACAUAUACCACAACUAAAUGAACAUCAGCAGGGCUCUAUGUAUUGCUGAGCGUUUUGUUUGCCUCCCUCCUGAUACUAUUGCAGUUUUCAGUUAUAACUGAAGCCACAGAACGUAACUACACAGAUCUAACCAUGGGGACACCAUGAACCGCUUCCUGAGCGGAGGACAUGCUACACAUACAUGACUAGUUCCUCCAGCAAAUGUUGAGAAAAGAAAACCUGGGGAGUAUGCCAUAGAGGAAAGGGACAUGCCAACCAAAUGUAACCAUGAUCCUCCUGAUUUUAAACAGCCUAUAUAAAAGACAGUUUUGAAAUUGUAAAAUUGAUCCAGGCUAAUUAUAUGAUAAUUAUAACUCUUAGUUUAUUCGAGUAGCAGUGAUAUGUGGUUUUGUUAAUAUUAAAAAGAACUUGUCUGUUACAAGUCAACCUUUAGAUAUUUACAACUGAAGCACUAUAAUACCUGAGAUUCACUGUAAAAUAUUCCAGCCAAAGAAACAAAAAAGGGAGGGAUAGGUGUAACAACAAAGGUAAAAUAUUGUUUAUUAAAUCCACAUAAUGUUACAUACAGUCUCAACAUUCUUGUCUAUGCUUAAAGAUAAAAAUUAUGAGAAUUAAUAUUGAAUGAGAAUAUUUUCUUACAAUAAAAUGUUAACAUGCCCAAGAACCUCAUAUAAUGAUGAACAUUCAAGCGUGGGAUGGAUGUUGUAGGUCUGUCUGGUGAGUCUGCAGAUGAUGACUUAGAAAAGCUGACAAUUAGGUGUCUCAUGUCACAUGUAGAUGUGUUCACAGUGUGUACUUAGUGGACAUGUAGUCUGUAUGGUUGUACUAGACCAUGCUCAGACCAUGCCACUUAAAUAUCACCUUACAUUUCCUUUCAAACCGGCUUCCACAAAUUAUGCAACCAGCUAUAUUUAUACAUCUAUGUGUGUAAAUAUUUAUAUAUUUGAUAUAAAUUUAUGUUAAGUCCACAUGUCUAUGUAUGUGUGUGUGUGUUGGUAUUCGGUUUGUGGUAAAAAUUUCCUAGGUCUGUUCCUAGUCAAGCAAAUAGGUAAAAAAAAUUGUUGUUGUUUUUAAACUGCACCUGGAAUUAGCUAGUGAGGUCCUACUUUGUCCCACUGUUGCUAUGACUAAAAAGAUACUUUUUAUUUUCUGGUUUUUGGAGACUGAGAAAGUAAAUCCUCAGAAGUAAGUAAAAGAUGCUAAGAGAUAAUAAACUUAUUUCAUAAUGUAAAAAUAUUAGUAAAGGGAGAGUGAAAUGCUACACUCUCACUGGCCACAUUAUUUGGUAUUCCUCUUAAAUGUAGCUUCAUUCUUUAAAGCUAGGUAAUGUUCGUGUGUUUUUAAAGCGAUUUCAUUCCACCUAGAAAAAAACUGAAAAACGUCAAUAAGUCAAAUACCUGUAUACCUUCAUCUAUAUUUGCUAAUGUUCUUUCUUUUUCUUCUUAGUCUGUAACUCCAGCUCCAGGAGAUACAAUGCCUCUGUUGUCACUGUACUCGCAUACAAAGACAUGGACACACAAAUAAAAAUAAGUAUUUCUUAAA
This is a messenger RNA of Mesocricetus auratus (golden hamster), 4612 nucleotides long. RefSeq names its product G-patch domain containing 11 (gene Gpatch11). NCBI's taxonomy places the organism in Eukaryota, Metazoa, Chordata, Mammalia, Rodentia, Cricetidae. The transcript is spliced from 11 exons. The coding region runs from base 425 to 1381 and encodes 318 amino acids. Gene Ontology annotation, molecular function: nucleic acid binding. The record is from RefSeq and is a predicted model, not a curated record. Gene Ontology annotation, cellular component: kinetochore.